This is a messenger RNA of Geodia barretti, 1128 nucleotides long. The record is from the annotation of a GenBank genome assembly. NCBI's taxonomy places the organism in Eukaryota, Metazoa, Porifera, Demospongiae, Tetractinellida, Geodiidae.
AUGAAAUUUGCCAGCCGCAUAGAGAAGGUUCCGCCGUAUCUGUUCGUGGGGAUAAGCCGAAAGAUAGCGGAGAAGAGGGCGCAGGGGAUAGAUGUCAUCAGCUUCGGCAUCGGGGAUCCGGACAUUCCCACGCCGGACAAUGUAGUCGAGAAGCUGCGGGAGACGGCGCUCGACAGCCCGAAUCACCGCUAUCCUGAGACGGACGGAUUGCCCGAGUUUCGGCAGGCAGUGGCGGACUGGUACCAGCGCAGGUUUGGCAUAUCGGUUCAUCCGGACAAGGAGACUCUGCCGCUCAUCGGGGCGAAAGAGGGGAUAGGUCACGCGGCGCUCUGCUUCAUCGAGCCGGGCGACAUCGCGCUUGUGCCGGACCCCGGCUAUCCGUGUAUUCGGUGGGCACAUGAACGGCUGGAUGCCGACCUCGACGCCAUACCGGACGAUGUCGCGGACAAGGCGACGGUGAUGUGGCUGAACUACCCGAACAACCCGACGGGCGCGAUCGCGGACGCCGACUACUUCGCCAAGGUUGUGGAAUUCGCCAAGGCGCACGACAUCGCCGUGAUGCACGACGCAUCGUACUCGGAGGUGGCGUUCGACGGCUACCGUCCCAUCAGUUUCCUGGAGACGCCGGGCGCGAUAGACGUGGGCGUGGAGUUUCACUCGCUGUCCAAGAGCUACAACAUGACAGGCUGGCGGCUCGGCAUGGCAGUGGGCAACGAAGACAUCAUCAGCGCGCUGAUGGUCAUCAAGUCGAACCUAGACUCCGGCGUGCCGAACGCCAUCCAGUACAUGGGAAUGGAGGCGAUGGAACUGUCGCAGAACGCGAUAGACGAGCGCAACGCCAUCUACGAACAUCGGCGCGACCGCGUAGUGCAAACGCUGCGUGACAUCGGGCUGGACGCCAUCCCGCCCAAGGCAAGCCUGUAUGUUUGGACGCGCAUACCGGAAGGGUUCACAUCGGCGGAGUUUACGGCGCUGCUGCUGGACGAGGCGGACAUCGUCGUCACGCCCGGCAACGGCUACGGGGAGUACGGCGAGGGUUACAUAAGGCUCUCGCUGACCAUCAAUGACGAAGACAUGGAGAAGGGGCUGGCGCGGCUUUCGGAGUGGCAGAUUCCGUCUAAAGAUUAG